AUGAAGUCCGGCGUUCAAGACUUCCUCGGGCCCCUUUCCGUUGAUGAGGCAAAGGCGCAUGCGUUAUCACUUGAGUUCUACCGAACAUUUCAGGAUCUAUCUGCCAAUUCGUUGAACCAAUUCCUCCCGACCCCGAUAUCUGAGUCAGUAUUACGGCCCACCGCAGGUAGAGAAAAGGGACGUGGUGGUACUAACUUAAGGGUUGGCUUUAUUGAGCUACUCGGGAACGAAAAAGUCGUCGAUGGCGGUAGUACCAAUGGUGACUUGGAGACUUUAAACGGAGAACCGACGUCCAACAUCCGUCGAUUACUUGAGAAAUCAUGGCCAAUCUCAGAUGUACUUAAAAAUGAGAAUGCCGAUUCGCUGUUCAGGUGGAUCGGGGCUUGCAUUGCAGAAGUUGUACGGGAAGGCUGUCGGGAAUUUGACCUACCUCGCGACCAAGAACUUCCCAUGGGAGUCACAUUCAGUUUUCCAAUGGUGCAGGAGACCUUAGCCGACGCAACACUAAUGGCAAUGGGAAAAGGAUUCGCUAUCACCUCUAGGCUACAGCUUGGGACUCAUUUAGUCAAUGGAUACGAGAGGUCUAAGACUCCAGACUUACCUCCUAUCAAAGUUGCAGCCAUCCUAAACGACUCAGUUGCGACAUUGGUCUCCUUCAUAUACCAAUCUAAAGAAGAUGAAACCCAUAAGGCGGCAAUGGGACUUAUCUGCGGCACUGGUAGCAACGCAACGAUACCCCUUAAGAGGAGCACUCUCCACAAGGACAAGCAACCCGGAAAAGUUAAAGUCCUAGAUGAAAAUUCAAGCGUUGACAUGAAAAUCGCUGUUAAUACCGAAUGGAGUAUUAACGGAACAGCACCAGCCCUACGAAAGUUUGGCCUAAUCAGUCAAUGGGAUGCUCAGCUCGACUCUGAAGGCGAGGCGCCUGGGUUUCAGCCCCUUGAAUACAUGACGGCGGGUCGAUACUUGGGCGAGCUUGGACGACUAAUGCUACUAGACUACCUCGAGAACCACCUAAAUAUCCCUUCGGAUGCUUUGCCCACGCGGCUUUUAACACGCUUUGGCCUUACAACUACCUUUCUUAGUCAUUUCCGCCCUCCGGUUGCAGAAAUACUACUAGAGAAGCUGGAGGCCGAAUUUCCGGAAUCGACUGCUAAGGCACCUUUCCGGUGGACGGAAGAAAUCGCGGAUGUUUUACAUAGGAUAGCUAAGGCUAUUGAAGUUAGGGCUGCCGCUAUUGUUGCAGCAGCCAUAAUUGGAUUGCUUGCUUGUGCGGGAGAUAUUCCUAUUCGAAAGUCACUCCAAGAUAAGACCAACAGCCAUACCGUUAAGACGAAGCAACAACCCAAGGUAGAGUUGAUUGUUGGAUACACGGGUGGGUGCAUCGUCCAUUUUCAGGAUUACUUAGCAGACUGUCAAAAGUUUCUCGACUCGAUAAUCCAAGCCGAGUUUGGAGACGAUGCUCCUGUAAGUGUCGUCAUGAGCCCUUGUCACGACGGUGGAAUCACUGGGGCAGCUCUUUUGGGGGAUAGGCAUUCCCAAGAACCAAGUCCCAUCGCGAUUCCUCGCGGGGCAAAUGGCAAAAGCGUCAUCGCCGACGACGGCAGCGGGAGCGGGAGUGGGAGCGAAAAUGACCUAGACCCGAAUGAGUCGGACUUGCUGGUGGCGCGCAGCUUUACGUCGGGGGCGUCGGGUCUGGCGCCCGAAUCCUUCGAGUCGGCCAUGCUUCGGGGGCGUCGCCGAUCUAGGAGCACGAUGCGUCGCCGCCCUUCGAUUGCCCGCAGCGUUACGUCGCCGCCGCCGCGGCCUACGCUGGAUGAGCAGCAGCCUGACGAUUCGCUGUCGAAUGUUGUUAGCGACGAUGAGGCUGACCUCGAGGCUGCUGAUGUCCAGCUAAGGCCGGCGUAUUUGAUAGACACGGAUAAGAAGCGGUUUGGAAUCGUGUUCUUGAGUAUUAUGUUAACGCAUUUCAUUGCGUGUUUUGAUGGGACUAUUGUAAUGGCAUCCUCACACCCGGUUAUCACAAGUUACUUCCGCAGCUCUAAUAGCGCUAGCUGGUUGUCGACUGCAUUCCUCCUGACGAGCACGGCUUUCCAGCCCGUCAUUGGCCGCCUCUCUGAUACUAUCGGUAGAAAACCGCCUUACCUAGCUGCUGUGGUCAUCUUCGCACUCUCGACGCUGUGGUGUGCUCUUGCACAGAGCAUGACGAGCUUUAUCCUUGCGCGGGCUGCUUGCGGGCUCGGCGCUGGAGGUGUACUGGGAAUGGGAAGUAUUAUUAUAAGUGAUCUGGUGCCUAUCGAACGUCGAGGUUCAUAUCAGAGCUACGUCAACGUUGUUUAUGGGUUAGCUUCAGCCUUGGGAGCGGCUUUGGGAGGAUUCAUGGCAGACAGCCUCGGCUGGCGCUGGGAGUUCGGCAUCCAGGUCUUUCCUAUCAUUCUCUGCUUCGUGGUGGCUUUUUACGGCAUCCCCGAUGAUCUCGGCCUGCAGGAUAAACACCAGAGUUUUAAAGAGGGCAUGAAGACGUUCGAUUUCAAAGGAUCUAUCCUACUAACUACGUCUACUACGUUUUUGAUCUUGGGAAUAAACCUCGGAGGCAAUGUACUGCCAUGGUCGCAUCCGUUCAUAAUCGCUUCGCUCGUUAUCUUCAUCGUCUGCUUCCCGGCAUGCCUAUACGUAGAGUCAAAGCACGAACGACCUAUCAUGCCUUUAAUCCUCUUGAGUAAAUCCCCAAGGGCUAACAUUAUCUUCUCGAACUUCAUCGCCUCCUUCCUACUAAACGCCAUCUUGUUCAACACCCCCCUCUUCUUCCAAGCCGUCCUCCUCACCAGCGCCACCACAUCCGGGCUCUACCUCGUCGUCCCCGUCGCCACGGCCAGCACCACCGGCACGCUCACCGGCUUCCUAAUCUCGCACACCCGACGCCUCAAAUGGCCCAUAGUCCUCGGCUCGUUUCUAUACCUAGUCGGCACCGCGCUCCUAGCCUUCAUGCACCGCGGCUGGCCCAACUACGCGUACCUCCUGUGCCUAGUGCCCUCGUCCGCCGCCCAAGGGUUCCAGUUCCCAGGCACUUUUCUCGCCGUGCUCGCCGCCUCCGAGCACCGCGAGCAAGCGGUCGUAACGUCCACACUUGUUCUCUGGCGUGCCCUCGGCAGCGUCCUCGGCGUCGCCUUUUCGUCCCUCGUGCUCCAGAACGCGCUGGUGCGGUACCUGGCGGCGUUCGUCGUGCCGCCUGAGGGCCUGGGUCAGGAUUGGAAGGACGCGUUGAUAGAGAAGGUCCGCGAGAGCGUCGAGGCUGUUGCCGCGCUGCCGCCGGGCCCGGUGCGGGACCAGGUCGUUGCUAGUUACGAGGCGUCGAUCCGACUUACCUUCCUGUGUCUCGUGGGGUUCGCUGCUAUUAGUGCUUUAUUGGUUGUGCCCGUCAAGCUGCCGAGGCUUGCGGGGAGGAAGUAG
This is a messenger RNA of Daldinia loculata, 3450 nucleotides long. RefSeq names its product MFS general substrate transporter. Gene Ontology annotation, molecular function: D-glucose binding; basic amino acid transmembrane transporter activity; ATP binding. Gene Ontology annotation, biological process: basic amino acid transport; carbohydrate metabolic process; transmembrane transport. The transcript is spliced from 9 exons. The record is from RefSeq and is a predicted model, not a curated record. Gene Ontology annotation, cellular component: fungal-type vacuole membrane. The coding region runs from base 1 to 3450 and encodes 1149 amino acids. NCBI's taxonomy places the organism in Eukaryota, Fungi, Ascomycota, Sordariomycetes, Xylariales, Hypoxylaceae.